Mesorhabditis belari is the source of this 327-nucleotide messenger RNA. The record is from the annotation of a GenBank genome assembly. NCBI's taxonomy places the organism in Eukaryota, Metazoa, Nematoda, Chromadorea, Rhabditida, Rhabditidae.
AUGGAUAAGGAUUUCGUAUUCUUUAUCAGUUCCAUGUCUCAUGUUAAAUCUCUUUGGGUUAUUUGUGAUUUUCAAGAAAUCCCCAAUGGAAAUGAGAACUGUUUCUUAUUGUAUUGCGUAUUGGGUGGUGAGUUGUAUUGGGAAAUGAGAACUGUUUCUUAUUGUAUUGCGUAUUGGGUGGCAAUCGCUUCUCUCUUUGAUCUUUUCAUCAAGUUAAUUGGUGGCUCCUACUAUGAUUACUUUGAUGACCACGUUGUCGCUCGUUUCAAUGGAAUCAUGACUUUCUUGGAAAUCGAUCUUCGCAUCCAAAUGGUCGAUAAGAAUUUU